Molecule: messenger RNA, 681 nt
Organism: Bursaphelenchus okinawaensis
Lineage: Eukaryota; Metazoa; Nematoda; Chromadorea; Rhabditida; Aphelenchoididae
Source: the annotation of a GenBank genome assembly
AUGUCUUCAAUCAACCUAAUAAAGUGUCUGUUCUUAGCAUGUUUUAUAAAAUUCUCAAUUGAACAAGAGUGUGCAGACGGAGAAGAGAUCAUCAUUUCGAAAGAUGUAGCUGAUUUACGAAAAACAUGCAAAGAUGGAACUCUGCAAAUCACCGAAUGUUUGUUUGAUGGUGGAGCAGACAAAGGCGGAUUCAAUGUUGCUGUUAAUCAACAGGCCACUGUUGACAUUUUUACUUAUGGGUAAGUCUUAUGAACGUUGCCCUAGCCCAGAACCCUAGCCAAGAGCUCUAGCCCAGAGCCCUAGCCUAAAGCCCUAACCCAGAGCCCUAGCCCAGAACUCUAGCCCAAAGCCCUAGCCCAGAGCUUUAGCCCAGAGGCCUAACCCAGAGCCCUAGCCCAGACUCUCGUGAAGCCCUAGUUCAGAGCUCUGGUCUAAAGCUUCAACAGUACCUUAUUCCAAGCCUACUCUAUAUGCUGUGUUUUGCCGGACCAGCCCGUAUGUAGUUUCUUUGUUUCUAUCCGAAAUUUUUUGUACUUGAUCUGGUCUAACCGAUCAAUCACUGUCUCUACGUUUAACUAUAAUUUUAAUAUUUUUAGAUGUAUAUUGAAAGAUGACGAGAUUAUUCCAUACGUGACGUCGCCGUUAGGAUCGUUUAACCGUGCACGCAGAUUUUUCAAAUAA